UGCCGAAUUGCCGAUCGCUGGGAGCACGGAAUCUCUGUGAACAGCUGCGUUCGAAGAUGUUUCGUACUCCCAAGCAAAGAUGGUGGAUGUCAAACCUGACGUUUAUUGUUCUGAUAUAAAAUUGAGCAAUUGUGAACGUUGAAACUUGUGUCAAAGAGCCGUCUUCGAAAAAGGCAUCAUGUGAGCAGCACACGAAAACAUUCUGCCUAAACACAUCUAGGCAUGUGUUGGAAAAGCCGAUGUUUCCUUUAUUGAUUGUGCGACUUAGUACUCCGUAUCAGACGUAUUUGUUAAUGAUAUGAUAAAUUAAAAGUAGUUUUGAAGGGAAACGUACCACGCGCAAAAUGGAAAUUGUCGGUGAAUUUGAAUACAGUAACAAAGACCUGAUAGGUCAUGGAGCUUUUGCUGUUGUCUUUAGGGGAAGACACAGAAAGAAUCCAAGUUUUGUUGUUGCCAUUAAAAGCAUAACAAAAAAGAACCUGGCCAAGUCACAAAACCUUCUUGGAAAAGAAAUAAAAAUUUUGAAGGAGUUAACUGAACUCCAUCAUGACAAUGUGGUUGCAUUACUUGAUUGCAAGGAAACUGCACACAAUGUUUACCUGGUGAUGGAAUAUUGCAACGGUGGAGAUCUUGCAGAUUAUUUGGGGGUGAAAGGAACUCUUAGUGAAGAUACAAUUCGACUCUUUCUAUGCCAAUUGGCGGGAGCCAUGAAAGCCUUACAUGCAAAGGGAAUUGUACAUAGAGAUCUAAAACCUCAAAAUAUUUUACUUAGUCAUUCUGGUGGAAAAUCUUGUCCACAACCUCAUGAGAUUAGACUGAAAAUAGCUGAUUUUGGUUUUGCGAGAUUUUUACAAGAUGGUGUAAUGGCAGCAACACUUUGUGGUUCUCCCAUGUACAUGGCUCCAGAAGUUAUUAUGUCCCUCCAGUAUGAUGCCAAAGCUGAUUUGUGGAGUCUUGGCACUAUUGUAUUUCAAUGUUUAACUGGGAAAGCACCAUUUCAAGCUCAGACACCUCAAGCACUUAAACAGUUUUAUGAGAAAAAUGCAAAUUUAGCUCCAAAGAUUCCUUCUGGGACAUCUCCUGAAUUAGCAGAUCUUCUUUUAGGGUUAUUAAGGCGUAAUGCUCGAGAUCGAAUGCCAUUUGAUUGUUUCUUCAAUCAUCCCUUUCUUCAACGGCGUGCAGAGGCCACUCCUGCUUCUGUUCCGCCCUCAGUUCCAAAUGUUCCAGGAGAACUUCCUCCAUCACCUGGAACAUUAUUUUCCACUGCUCAAGCAAACUCGCCUGAAGGAGGUUCACCCUUGUCUUGUAGAGAGCAAGCUGGUUGUUCUAGUCCAGAAGAAACAGAUGAUUUUGUGUUAGUUCCUUCAAAUAUUCCUUCUGAUCAAUCCAGUGACAGUAACCCCACUGAUCGAACAGGGAAAGUAUUUCGACCGUGUAUGGCUAUUGCAAGUCCACCUAGACCUAGCUUUCUGCCCAUAUCGGAACCUAUUCCAGUUCCAACGCAGAGAAAUGUUUAUCAGCAGUUGCACUCUAACGAUGGAUUACCUUCUCCGACCAAGAGCACUGUACCAAGAUCUCAGCCAAUCAGCAUGAAGCGAGGAGGAGACUACUCCAGGACAGCACCACCAGAUCUGAGUUCCCUUUCACCACCUUCUGUUCAGUUCAUGAUUGGUACCCCUCCCAGUGGAGGAAGGCGGCGCUCUGCAUCUGGCAGCUCAUGCGAGACACCGCCCCCAGUCACCACUUGGCAGGUGUCUCCAGUGUCUGCGGGUAAGAUAACACCUACAAGUUCUCCCCUCAGACGCUCAGGAACUAGCUCGCCUCUCUUAAGUGGUCCUUUGGCUUGCCUACCACCCAUUAUAGGAUCACCUACACGUUUGAGUGACAAUAAUAAUCUACGGCAGUCUCCAGUGAUGCCAUUUGCAACAAGGGCUAUGACAUUGCCCGAGAUAUCAGAAGCAGGAGGUCUUCAAAGAAUGUUUCACGAUGCUCCAGCUCCAUCUCUGGAAGGGCCCAUCACUUUUGUGGCCCCUGAACUUCCAGAAGAAACAUUGUUAGAGCGUGAACAUAAUGAAACAUUAGCCAAAUUAAAUUUUGUAUUGGCUUUGUCGGAUUGUGUGGUUGAACUGGCAGCAUCACGAGCAGCUCCAUUAGCAUCUCUAACAGAGAGUAUUAGUGGCAAUGUGCGUCAACAGAGUGAAGGUAGCCGCCGGGCAGAACAGUUGGUGUUAUUGGUUCGUGCUUUGCAGCUUCUGAGCUCAGGGCUGAAUCUAGCAACACAGCAACUUCGAGCUGGCCAGCUACAACCCUCAGCAUCAGUAAAAAAUGUGGUGAGUCUUCUAAAUACAAAAUUCCGACAAUGCUUGAGUGAUUGUAAACAAUUAAACACUCCAGGACUAUUACAAAAAGCAGGUGUAGAUCCUGGCAGUACAAACAUCACUGCUGAUAAAAUUUUAUAUAAUCAUGCUAUACAGAUGUGUCAGUCUGCUGCUUUGGAUGAGUUAUUUGGAAAUCCAGAAGAAUGCUCUCAUCGUUAUCAGACUGCUCAAAUUCUUUUACACAGUCUGUCACAACAAGUUAGUCAUCAACAAGAUCGUGCAUUGUUGACAAAGUACAAAGAUGCUGUGGAGAAAAGAUUAUUUGUCCUUCAGAGACAAGGCUACGUUUAUCCAAUCUGACAAACCUGUUAUUUUCAACAGUCUUCUGGUUUUGGAACUGUAGGAAUUCCAUUUUGUUGGAAGAAUUUUGAAGGUUUAACCACAAACAUUACUUUACUUGUUUAAGCAAGUGUAUUCACCACUACGGGUUAUUACUGAUUAUUUUUCAUUAUCUGUUACUUUUAAAGCUGUCCAAAAAAGUCCCAUCUCUUCCAUUUGUGGCAAAUGAAAGAGACAAAAAGGUAUUCUUAUCCUAAGGUGACUGCUUGUAACACUUUUCAGAAAAGUAUGAAGUUUGAACUUUCAGUAUCUUUGAAAGUAAUAAAGCAUUAAUCAAGUAGCAUCUAAAGGCUAUUUUUAUUUAUAUUGGGUUUGAAGAAUGCUGUUUAAAUAGUGUUUUAAUUAGAAACUAACGAUUCAAAUUUUAAAUUGUAUUUUGUAUAGGACGUAUAGUCUUAUUGUUUCUCUGAAUUACCAGAUAUUAAUCUGCAUUGUUGUGAAUUGUAUAGAACAUGUUUAUUUGUUCAUUAAUUUAUUUGUGAGAUGAAGAAAUAUUAUUUUAUAUUUUCUCCCUCCUAUGUACACAAACUUGAUAAUUAUUGGUUUAGGUAUAAGAUAUAUAUCUCCACCUAAAUGAACUGUGCUUAGUAGGACUUUCAGAACGUGCUUUACAAAUGUCUCACUGACAUAUUGAGUACAGGAACUUGUGAGUUUGAGGCAAAAUUUUGCAGUAAUUGCCGAACUUACUGACCUACAUGGACAAUGGUUUUGCAUGUAUUCUGUGCGAGUGAGUGGUGAAAGCAGUGGUUAUAAAUAAGUUUUGAAUGUUGGCCAUCCUUUUGAGAGAUUUCUUACAAAGUGCUAUGUAAAUAAUUAAUCUUCUUAUACUCAUGACCUUAUUAAAAUAAAAGCAUAAAACACAUUUUCAGUGUUCCCAGUACAUUAUAUUUGGACCUUGUAUUUUUAAAUGCUUGAACAAUGGCAAUAAUUAUGUUUCUACAUUCACAUGUGUGUGUGUGUGUGCGCGCAACAUUGAUUCAAAUAAUUGUUUAUCUUGUAUAUGCUAGACUACCGACACAUAUGUGAAUCAUUGAUAUUAUUUAUCUACAUUGUGUAUAAUUAUUAUUGUGUUGAAAUGAUAGACAUUGUUAAUGUUGUCCAUGUUCAGUUUAUCCCAGUCUUCCUACUUACAAAACAUGAGAAUUAAGCCACACAACUUCAGAAUACGUAUUGUUCCUCUCGCAACAGUCCCUUGGCAAAUCCCCAGUAAUUGAAACAUGUUACAACAUAUCAUUUAUAUGCAUUUUAUGAAUAUUGUGGUUUGUAUAUGCCUUACACUGAAGUGAUCAGGAAAAUCCUUUUUAUUUGAAUUUUCUGAAGUUAUGUGCCUGAGUUUUCAAAUAUUACAUUUUUUUUAAAAUUAUGUAUACAAUGAUGCCCAGCCUGGAUAGCAGUGCUUGUGACUGUGCUCAAUGCUGAAAGAACGCGAAAGAAAUUGAGGAACUGUAUAUAAUUAUAUUAUUUACACAAACUCCUUAAGUUAUGAAAAUUUAAGAGAAUCGGUAAAUAAACAAUAAGCACUUUGACAAAUAUUUUAUUUUUUCAUUUCCAUUUCUCAUAUAUAAAACUGUCAGUUACCAUCUUUCUUUAUGG
This is a messenger RNA of Gryllus bimaculatus (two-spotted cricket), 4310 nucleotides long. The record is from the annotation of a GenBank genome assembly. NCBI's taxonomy places the organism in Eukaryota, Metazoa, Arthropoda, Insecta, Orthoptera, Gryllidae.